Molecule: messenger RNA, 657 nt
Organism: Morus notabilis
Lineage: Eukaryota; Viridiplantae; Streptophyta; Magnoliopsida; Rosales; Moraceae
Exons: 1
Coding region: 1-657 (218 amino acids)
Source: RefSeq, a predicted model, not a curated record
AUGCCGCCACGUCAUAGAGCCGUUAAUCCGCCGGCCGUACCAAACGAGGAAAUCAUGGAGGCAAUGUAUGUCACAUUUCAGGGAAUGGCUACUCGAGCAAAUAAUGACCGUCCAGCUGGGGACAGGAAGCAGGGGUAUUUCCUCGAGUUCAUAUGUGGGUCAAUCCCUACAUUCAAUAGUGAGGGUGGACCACAGGAAGCAGAGUAUUUGUUUGAGUCCAUCAUCAAGUACUUGAACACAAUGGGAGUACCCGAAGAGUACUGGGUAGAGUUUGCAGCCUACAAAUUUGAAGGGCAAGCAAGUACUUGGUGGAAGCAGACUAGGAGACUGCAUGAUGUGAGCACCAUGACGUGGGAAUUGUUUGAAGAACUUUUCAAUGAACGGUACUUUCCUCAAAGCUACGGCAAUGAGAAAGCGAUGGAAUUUAUGGGGUUAGAACAAGGAGAUAUGACCAUGAGGGAGUACAAGGCUAAGUUCAAUGACUUAUCCCAUUUUGCACCAACCUUGGUCGAAUCCGAGCACAUGAACUGUUUCAAAUUUGAAAAGGGUCUAAAAAACAAUGUCCAAAAAUCAUUGGCAGCCCUUAGAAUUCACGUUUACCGAGACUUGGUGGCUUUAGCGAUAUCGGUUGAGCAAGAUAACUUGGCCUAUCUCUAA